Messenger RNA from Carlito syrichta (Philippine tarsier), 722 nucleotides. RefSeq names its product BCL2, apoptosis regulator (gene BCL2). Bases 96 to 722 code for a protein of 208 amino acids. Gene Ontology annotation, biological process: intrinsic apoptotic signaling pathway in response to DNA damage; negative regulation of intrinsic apoptotic signaling pathway; extrinsic apoptotic signaling pathway in absence of ligand. The record is from RefSeq and is a predicted model, not a curated record. NCBI's taxonomy places the organism in Eukaryota, Metazoa, Chordata, Mammalia, Primates, Tarsiidae. Gene Ontology annotation, cellular component: mitochondrial outer membrane. The transcript has 5 exons. Gene Ontology annotation, molecular function: protein homodimerization activity; protein heterodimerization activity.
UGGAUUAUAACUAUCCUUCUUUCUUUGGGGGCCGUGGGGUGGGAGCGGGGGCGAGAGGUGCCGCUGGUACCCGGCUGCUCUGCCUCGGGGGAAGGAUGGCGCACGCCGGGAGAACAGGGUAUGAUAACCGGGAGAUAGUGAGGAAGUACAUCCACUAUAAGCUGGCGCAGAGGGGCUACGAGUGGGAGGCCGGAGACGCGGGCGCCGCGGCCCCCGGGGUCGCCCCUGCGCGGGACGUCUCCUCCUCCCAGCCCGGGCACACGAGGGGACGCUUUGCCACGGUGGUGGAGGAGCUCUUCAGGGACGGGGUGAACUGGGGGAGGAUUGUGGCCUUCUUUGAGUUCGGUGGGGUCAUGUGUGUGGAGAGCGUCAACCGGGAGAUGUCGCCCCUGGUGGACAACAUCGCCCUGUGGAUGACUGAGUACCUGAACCGGCACCUGCACACCUGGAUCCAGGAUAACGGAGGCUGGGUAGGUGCAUGCUUGGUGGAUGCGCGUCGGGGCGUGAGGUCUCGGUGGGUCUCAGAUGGUUGGGCCAGAGGUCCCCAGCCUCACAGUUACCUGGCCCGGCGCUGCUGGGUGCAGCAACUUAUGAACCAGGUCCCAAAAAUCAAUGUAGCCCCUCUCCCUGGAAAACCUAGUUGUGUUUUGGAGAGAGAUUGUUUGUUGAGAUUCCGCAUGAACAGAUCUUUAGUCACUCUGAAAGAACUUGCCAAAGGGUGA